GGGCAAACACAAAGGGACAGUAAUUGUGUUUGGACCAAUCAGACGGCGCGAAGGGGGCGGAACCGUAGCGAGUGGGUAGCAACAGUUGCCCGGGUGAGGACGAAGCGCCAUAGCCACGGUAGUCGUGGUGACAAGAACCCAGCAACGAGAAUCAACAACAACAACCACCCGAUUCAUUGAAUCAAACGUAUUAAAUCAAAAGUACCGCUGGAAAUCUCAUUCGGGAUAAGAGUCCAAUGGCAACCCCGGCUUAUGUUAGGGAGCUGCAGCAGACCUCCCAGCCCCAAACGGGCGCUGUGACGUCAACAACAGGCCAGCCCGCCACGGUGACUGUGGCCCCUCAGCAGUUCCUGGCAGAACUUCAGAUGACCAGCGCUUCGGCUGCCCCACCCGCAGGACAGACCACACCCCCUCCCGCACAAGUGCAGAAGAGCCCUGCUAUAGUCCAGGCCCCGCCCACACAAGCCCCACCCACUCAGUAUGUCACAGCUGAGAUUCAGAGUUCACCAACACAGUCCAGCAAUGACCAGAAUACACCACAGUACAUUGUUGUCACGGUUACAGAGGGAUCUCUUCAUUCCAGCGACUCUGUGUCAGAUUCCAGUCCUCCUUCGGCUAUAGUACAGACUGGAGUUCCCACACAGGUGGUUCAGCAGGUUCAGACCGCCCAGCAGAGGUCAGUGGUUCAAGCCACCACGCAGACAACGAAAACCGAGCCAGGCACACAGCUGAAUGUCACCAACUUACAGUCCGUGCACCUGCCACAGGAGGGCUCUUUCCUCAGACAGACAGGAAGUGAUGCAGAGAGAGAGAGAGAAUUUAAGCGACAGAGUCAGAUAGAGGAGUGGUUGGAGCGUAGGGCAGCAGUAGCAGAGAAACAGAGUUUAUCUUACACCUCUUUUAACAGAGCUUUGCUGGAUUAUUCACCCUCACCAUCCUGUUUCCCCUCAUCCCUACCGCUCACCUGUUCAUGCGUCACCUUCCCACUGCCCGUCAUGCCAGUGGGCUGGGAAACAGACGGAUUCUCCUACACCGCUAUACCUGUGGCAGAAACAUGCUCCUACCUCUAUGAGAUGCCCCAUGGUCAUAGCGUACAGCAGCAACUGCAGCAGGUGCCAGUCCAGCAUGUGUAUACAAACCAGGUGCAGUAUGUGGAAGGAGGGGACACUAACUACCAGACCAGCACCAUUCGCUCCGCCAGUUUUCCCUACACGGAAACCCCUCUGUACACGCAGACCACCGCAGGACAGUACUACGAGACCACCCCUGCCUCUGGUUCUGAGGCCACGUCCCCUGGCACCCCUCUGACCGUCUCCGUAACCACGGGAUCCCCCGGAGUGUCCAUGUACGUGACCGGGACGGGGCAGAUCGUGGCCAAUCCCACAUCGGCUACCGGGGGCGGGGUCACAGCCGUAGUUGCGACCUCUGGGGCGGCGUCCAACGGUUCGGGAGAGUCCGGGAGCGAGGCUAACGGCAGCGGCGCAAGUUACGUGAUUCAGGGCGGCUACAUGCUCGCUGGGAGUGGGAGCGGGAGCAGCAGCAGCGGAAACGGUUAUACGCACCCCACCCGCGCAUCUCCGGCCACCGUGAGUAUAAACGAAGGCGAGGACAAUAGCGUGCCGUCGGCAGACAAAAAGCUGUCCUCUGGCCCUCAGGUGCAGUGGUUACUGGACAACUAUGAGACCGCUGAAGGGGUGAGUUUGCCCCGCUCCACGCUCUACUGCCACUACCUGUUACACUGUCAGGAGCAAAAGCUGGAGCCGGUCAAUGCGGCUUCCUUCGGGAAACUCAUACGCUCGGUGUUCAUGGGGCUGAGGACCAGACGCCUGGGCACUCGAGGAAAUUCCAAAUAUCACUACUAUGGUCUGCGGAUCAAAGCAAGCUCGUCUCUGCUCCGACUGAUGGAAGACCAGCAACACCUGGCCAUGAGACAGCAGCCCUUCUCCCAGAAACAGAGGUUGAAGCCGGUGCAGAAGGUGGAGGGAAUCACAAACGGGAUGUCAUCCGGGCAGCAGCAACAGCAGCAGAAUUCCGGUCUGUCGGACAUCAGCACCCAGGUGCAGCAGUACCAGCAGUUCCUAGAUGCGUCUCGAGCCCUUCCAGAGUUUCCUGAUUUGGACCUUCAGGGUAAAGCAUUACCAGAGGGCAUUGAGCUGGAACAUCUCAAGAGCUUUCAGCUCCUCUACAGAGAACACUGCGAGGCCAUUUUGGAUGUGAUGGUCAACCUGCAGUUUCCAUUGGUGGAGACACUUUGGAAAACAUUUUGGAGAUUCAGCGAAAAUCAAGCAGGAGACGCGGCAUUAGCUGUGCACGAUGAGUCAGAGAAGCGGCUGCCCAAGUCAUGUUUGGUCGUACUCUGUAAAUAUGAUCCAGUGUUGCGCUGGAGUCGUGACUGCGACAACACGCUGUACCAGGGCCUGGUGGAGAUACUCAUCCCAGACGUUCUAAGACCCAUUCCCAGUGCCUUAACGCAAGCCAUCCGAAACUUUGCCAAGAGCCUUGAGAGCUGGCUGACAAACGCAAUGAUGAACAUCCCUGAAGAGAUGGUUCGUGUCAAGGUGACAUCUGCGAGCGCGUUUGCGCAGACCCUGCGCAGGUACACCUCUCUGAACCACCUGGCCCAGGCAGCUCGUGCCGUACUUCAAAACACGGCGCAGAUCAACCAGAUGCUCAGCGAUCUCAACAGAGUGGACUUUGCCAACGUGCAGGAACAGGCCUCUUGGGUUUGCCGAUGUGAGGAUCGGGUGGUCCAGCGUUUGGAGCAGGACUUCAAACUGACCCUCCAGCAGCAGAACUCCCUGGAACAGUGGGCAGCCUGGUUGGAUGGUGUGGUUUCACAGGUUUUAAAGCCAUACCAGUCCAGCGCAACCUUUCCUAAAGCAGCUAAACUCUUUUUGCUCAAAUGGAGCUUUUACAGCUCUAUGGUGAUCAGAGAUCUGACCCUCCGCAGCGCUGCGAGCUUCGGCUCGUUCCACCUCAUCCGUCUGCUCUAUGAUGAAUACAUGUAUUAUCUGAUAGAACACAGAGUCGCUCAGGCCAAAGGAGAAACGCCUAUUGCAGUCAUGGGAGAGUUUGCAAGUCUCGGCCGAAGUUUGAACCCACUGGAUCCUGAUAAAGAAGAUGAAGAGGAGGAGGAAGAAGACAGUGAGGAUGAAUGCCAGGAAUUGUCUCUGCAGUCAGAUGUCGGCACUAUUGGCGACGAAUCCCUGGAACCACCCGCCAAACUGGCUCGAACCGACCAGAGGGUGCUGUUCAGCACGGGCAGCAUGGACAACUGAGAACUUGCAUUACAUGCACAUGCAUAUAAAGCAGAUACAGACGUACCACAAAUAUACCUACAAGCACACACACACACACACGUAUAUCUUAAAUGACAAAUCAUUUGUGCCCCUACAGUUCCAAAAUAUGCAUCUACAAAGCCGAAGUGCUGCAGCCUACGCAUUUACACAACGUCUGUACAUUUUCCUCAAAUAUGAACAUGCACAAAUGCAUUCACCGCAUUGCACGCAAGAUGAACACAAUCACCACUUAAACCACCACUUUCAACAGGGUUAUAGAGAACCUUUCUGACUGAAAAUACUAACAAAAACGCUGCACUUAGAUCUUGAAGAGUUGUUUGCAAUGGACUGAGCUCUGAUUGGCUAUUGAACUCUUGAUCAAAGCUGUCAGCCUAUGACUGGAUAGAGAAAAGAUUGACUCUUAAGUGUCUGUUUGUGUGUCAACGUGUAUCCUUUCUGCCUCUCCGUGUGUUGUUCGUGUGGUGACGAGUGAUUUUUAUUGGCUAGGAUGCAAGCGUGUGGUUUCGUGACUGUUUGUGUGUAUAAUUGUGUGCACGUGUGAAUGACCGUUGUGAUUCUCAAGAAGUGUUGAUAGUUUCGUCAGUGGUAUUUUCGAAGACGUACAACCUUUUUUCAGUUCUCGAUGCCUUUAGCGACUGCCGUGUCAUUUGCUGUUUAUAGGCCAGCUCUUAAAAAACGGUUACCCAUAAGCCUCAGGGCACGUGUUUGUUUUUUUUAGAGCUGGUCGGUACCUUUUAAAACAGUUUGUUAUUUAGUACUACUGUGGUCUUUAACCCGUCAUGAAGAUGCCAGAAAGAAAUAUUUUGUUCCUUAUUUCCACUGAGAUUUUCGUUAAAUUGUUUUUAUAAAGUUUUACGGUUCCGUAAAUUUUUUUUGCACUUUCCUUUUGCCAUAUAUCGUCCUAAUUGUACAAAACAUUAAAUGUUUCCAGCCUUAUAUAUAUAUAUUUUUUCUAUGGUCACAAAGUGACAAUCCGUGUGCAGUGUUGUCUCACACCGUUUAGUGCAUAUUUGAUGGUUUGCUGUGUAUUUGGGAUUUUGGGGGAAGAUAUUUAUUAGCAAAGACGCUUGACCUGAGCUUUGCCUGUAUGAUGUACAGUAAGCAGAAAAAAUAACCCUGAGUCCUUAUGUUGUUGCAAACCCUUAUGAUUCAUUACACAUACUUUCGGGUUUGAAAAAACAUAAAGGUACUUACAAAAUGUACAUGUUUUGGUCACCGUUAUACCACAGUUUGUGUUGUUUAAAAUUCUUGUUUGUGUUGAGGCAUACGCUGACAUCAUUAUUUAAAAAUCUAUCCCAUUUCAUUCUGUAUAUAUGUGAACUUGGAUUAAUGCUACUGUGUAUUCGACAGAAAAGUAAGCGGUGGGGUAGCACACGAGGAGUUGACUGAUCUCAGACCAGCAUGUUUUUUUCUUUGCCUUUGAUAUAGAACCGCAAGCAGACAUAUCACAACCCUCUCUAUGUAACAGCCAUUUAAAUAACAAAAGGAAUUUCACUUUUCACUGUUUUCUCAAAAAGCUAAAUGUGUGGCAGUGUUUCGAGUAACCAUUGGUAUGGUUGUGCCUUUGGAGUUAUCAAAUGAAAACCAGAUGUUUUUAAUUGAAGCUAUGAAUAAAUUAAUCAUUUCUAAAAUUGUGAA
Messenger RNA from Misgurnus anguillicaudatus (oriental weatherfish), 4937 nucleotides. It is a transcript of the gene rfx1a, whose product is annotated as regulatory factor X, 1a (influences HLA class II expression). Gene Ontology annotation, cellular component: nucleus. The record is from RefSeq and is a predicted model, not a curated record. Lineage: Eukaryota; Metazoa; Chordata; Actinopteri; Cypriniformes; Cobitidae. Gene Ontology annotation, molecular function: RNA polymerase II cis-regulatory region sequence-specific DNA binding; DNA-binding transcription factor activity, RNA polymerase II-specific. Gene Ontology annotation, biological process: regulation of transcription by RNA polymerase II.